Molecule: messenger RNA, 552 nt
Organism: Penicillium expansum
Lineage: Eukaryota; Fungi; Ascomycota; Eurotiomycetes; Eurotiales; Aspergillaceae
Product: putative DNA polymerase delta subunit 4
Exons: 3
Coding region: 1-552 (183 amino acids)
Biological process (GO): DNA synthesis involved in DNA repair; DNA-templated DNA replication
Cellular component (GO): delta DNA polymerase complex
Molecular function (GO): DNA-directed DNA polymerase activity
Source: RefSeq, a predicted model, not a curated record
AUGCCUCGUCGUGCAGCAAAUAAACCUGGGUCACAGUCGACACUGUCCUUCGGGGGCAGAGUCACCAAACCAGUCACCGCACCAUCCCACAAAGCCAAGGCCCUCGACUCAACUCCAGCGCCCUCCGACAAGUCUGCCUCCAUCACUCCGGAGCCCCAGCAGCUGUCUGUUACCCCAAAUGAGCCCUCCAAGCCCCAUGUUGCAGAGCUAGCGGUGCGACAGCAGGCCACAGUCGAACACCAAGCGCCCCGGUCUGAAGAGGACAAGCGGGCACUGAAGUUGAGCAAGCAGGAUAUCUGGCGGUACUGGCGGGCUCAAGAGCAGACCCGCAAGGCACCUAGGGCCCACCAGGAAGGCAUGGAUGUAGAGGAAAAGAUUCUCCGGCAUUUUGAUCUUUCUAGCCAAUAUGGGCCCUGCAUUGGAAUCGCCCGGGUCAAGCGCUGGAGACGGGCUAAUCUGCUGAAGCUCAACCCGCCCAUCGAAGUUCUUGCAGUUCUUCUCAAGGGGAAGAAUACAAACGAGCGAGCACAUAUUGAUGAAUUGUUAUCCUGA